Molecule: messenger RNA, 1095 nt
Organism: Ustilaginoidea virens
Lineage: Eukaryota; Fungi; Ascomycota; Sordariomycetes; Hypocreales; Clavicipitaceae
Exons: 2
Coding region: 1-1095 (364 amino acids)
Molecular function (GO): tRNA (cytidine-N3)-methyltransferase activity
Source: RefSeq, a predicted model, not a curated record
AUGGCUAGUCCGUGUAGCCUUUCUGGCGAGGAUGCUGGCGAAGCAAAUGCUGCUGCGCAAAAAUUAGCCACGUUGGAGAUUGUGGGUGAAGGUGAUGCUAGUGCAGGACUGCCACCCCAUCGAUCACACGAUCCCUCUAAAAACCAGAAACGGACAGAUCCCUUCCAGUUCGGAAGCCGAUACCUGGCCGAAGGGGACGACGUGUUCGAGUUCAAUGCUUGGGACCACGUCGAGACUGACGAAGCAUACAAAGAACACGCUGAGCGCCAGUAUGAGAUGCAACGCCAGUCCCCUGUGUCCGACUUUGACAAGAACAGAUUUAACGGCAAUCCCGCCAAAUGGUGGAAUCAGUUCUACAAGAAUAACACGGCAAACUUUUUCAAAAACCGCAAGUGGCUUCAUCAGGAGUUCCCAGUCCUCGCCGAGUUGACAAAAGAGGAUGCCGGUCCCAAGAUCCUGUUGGAAAUUGGUGCUGGCGCUGGUAACACAGCAUUCCCAGUUCUUGCCAACAACAAGAACCCCAAGUUGAAGGUGCAUGCAUGCGACUUCUCCAAGACUGCUGUAGAAGUCAUGCGCAGUCAUGAGGCAUACGACACAAACCACGUCCAGGCUGACGUAUGGGAUGUCGCUGCGGACUGUCUCCCCCCUGGUGUUGAUGAAGGGACCGUAGAUGUUGUCAUGAUGGUGUUCAUUUUCUCCGCCUUGUCACCAACCGAGUGGGCACAGGCUGUUCGAAACGUGCAUAGAGUGCUAAAGCCCGGCGGCUUGGUCUGCUUCCGAGACUAUGGGAGAGGGGACCUUGCUCAGGUUCGCUUCCGAAAGGGGCGUUAUCUGGAAGAGAAUUUCUACAUCAGAGGAGACGGCACGCGCGUCUACUUCUUUGACAAGGAUCAACUGGCUGCCAUUUGGGCUGGCGAGGCUUCUGGCGAGGCUUCUACCCAGGACGGACAAAAGGCAGACGUGCCGCAAUUCGAGAUCGAGAACCUCGGCAUCGACCGGCGUCUGCUGGUAAACCGAGCGGAAAAGAUCAAGAUGUAUCGAUGCUGGCUUCAGGGCCGAUUUAGAAAGAAAGAAAUAGACCACAUGAUACCAUGA